Oxyura jamaicensis (ruddy duck) is the source of this 927-nucleotide messenger RNA. RefSeq lists its product as uncharacterized. The record is from RefSeq and is a predicted model, not a curated record. Lineage: Eukaryota; Metazoa; Chordata; Aves; Anseriformes; Anatidae. The transcript is spliced from 2 exons. Bases 2 to 913 code for a protein of 303 amino acids.
GAUGUGGGCGGCGCCGUUCCCGGCAGUCCUGCGGCCCCGCCCGGGCAGGGAGGACAAGAUGGCCGCCGGGCAACGCCCGGCUGCCAAAUCCAAGAUGGCCGACGGGGAUCACGUGACCGAGGAGCUCUCCGUGGCCAAUUGGAGCCUCCCAGGUGCCAAAUUCAAGAUGGCCGACGGGGAUCACGUGACCGAGGAUCCCUAUAGGGAUGACUGGAGCCACCCAAGUGCCAAAUCCAAGAUGGCCGACGAGGGUCACGUGACCGAGGAGCUCUACAGGGCCAAUUGGAGCCUCCCAAGUGGCAAAUUCAAGAUGGCCGACGAGGGUCACGUGACCAAAGGCCCCAACAUGGCCGCCUGGUGCCACCAGAUUGCCAAAUCCAAGAUGGCCGCCCAGUGUCACGUGACCAAAGGCCUCAAGACGGCCCAUUGGAGCCACCCAAGCGCCAAAUCCAAGAUGGCCGACGAGGGUCACGUGACCGAAGACCCCAAGAUGGCCGCCUGGUGCCACCAUAUUGCCACGUCCAAGAUGGCCGACGGGGGUCACGUGACCGAAGACCCCUCCCCCCCAGCCAACCACCCCUCCCGCCGCCGUCACGUGACCGCCCCGCCCAAGAUGGCCGCCGGGCGGUGCCGGGCCUGCUUGCGGGCGCUGGCGGCGGCCAUCUUGGCGGCGGCCGAGGGCGGCUUCCUGUGGGCGGUGCUUAGCUGCCAGCUCCCCGUCCUCACGGCCGCUCCCAUUGGCUGCCGCCCCCCUGGCCCCGCCCCCUGCCCGCCCCUGGCCUGCGCCCUCCCCGCCCCCGCCGACAAGAUGGCCGCCCUCGUGGGCCUCGCCCUAUCGGCCGCCGCCUCCCUCAUCGCCGUCAUGGCCGCCGCCGGGCUGGCGGCCAAUGGGGUGCUGAGGGGGCGGGGCUAGGCGGCCAUCUUGGG